Molecule: messenger RNA, 264 nt
Organism: Aphanomyces astaci
Lineage: Eukaryota; Oomycota; Saprolegniomycetes; Saprolegniales; Verrucalvaceae
Exons: 1
Coding region: 1-264 (87 amino acids)
Molecular function (GO): zinc ion binding; nucleic acid binding
Source: RefSeq, a predicted model, not a curated record
AUGGAUGUCUUCAUGCUCGCCGAGCCAUCGGAUGACCGCACGUAUUUCAAUUGCGGUCGCCCUGGACACUUCUCCCGCGCAUGUCCGGCACCUCACCGUGUGGCGUCAGCCGCGUCUAACUCACACGGUUCCUCCCGUGCCGCGCCAGAUAUCCACUUAAGUCGCCCUCCAAGCGGUCCACCUAACCGCUUUAAUCGCGAACGCUAUGGCGCCUCACGCCCGCAUUUCACCUCGAGUGCGGCGGGAAACGGUUGCUCCCAGUAG